AUGUCCAUGGAUGCGUGGUUUCAAUGUUGGACGCGAUCAGAGAAAUCCCAGGAGGAGAAAGCCGAUGUAUGGCUCACUGAGCAGCUGAAGUUCACGCGGGAGCAGCUCGACAAGAAAUCACGUCAGUGCGAGCAGCUGGAUGCCGAGAACAAGCGCUUACAGGCAGAUGCUUGCUGUGCUCGUGAGGAGUUGUGCAGCUUGCGACAGCAGCUGGCCUCUCAGCACGAGGAACUUGACGCCUUGCAAGCAGCACAUGGCCAGGAGCUUGAGCGCUUGCGCGAGGAAUUGAGCCGGGAGCGAGAGCUCCAUCAGGAGGCUUCGCGUUUGCUCCAAGUGCAGAGAGAUGAGAAGGUCCGAGACCUUCAGGAAGAGCUGCGAAAUCUGAGCGAUGGGCUGGCUCAGAAGGAGGGCAUCGUGCGCUGCCUGGUGGCAGAAAAGCUGGGGCAGCCCAUCAUGAGGACGAGGCAGUGGGUGAUGGGGAUGACCGAGCAACAAUUCGAUCUAGAUGGGGUGCACGAAGUGGAGAUGGUGUCACUUCCCGCGGUCAUGGACUUCGCUGCGGAUUUGUUCCAGGCAGUACAGAAGGGCACAGCCCGUGAGGUGGAAGCAAUCUUGCUGAAGUGCCAGGCUGCCCGAACCGAUCUCGUGGAUCCGAACUGUCGAGAUGCCAGAGGCAAUUGGGUCUUCUUGAAGGCCAGUGGAAGUCGAAGCCCCCAAAAACUGGAGAUCCUCCGCCUGCUCUUUGCUGCGGCGGCCGACAUCUACGUUGCUGAUCGUGGCGGGCGCCGGGCGUUGCACAUAGCCGCCAGCCAGGAGGAUGCUGAGGUACUUCGCUUCUUGCUGCAGGCUCGUGCGGAGACAGAAGCGGCAGACACCUUCGGCUGCACCGCGCUGCAUUUGACGGCGCUUAGAGACUCCGGACAGGCAGCCCAGAUUCUGUUGGAGUUCAAGGCAAACAAGGAUAAAGCUGAUAUCAGUGGAACAACUGCCUUGCAUGCCGCCUCUGAGAAGGGUCAUGUUGGAGUCUUGCGUGUAUUGCUGAAAGCACGGGCAGAUACAGAGAAACCCGACACCAAUGGUCUGACUCCGUUGCGCGCUGCUGCUGGUGUGGGCCGCUUGUCAGCGGUUCAGGACUUGGUGGCCCAUGCCGCAAACAUCAACAAGGCUUGCAGCAUCGGGAUCACGCCAGUUCAUGCGGCUGCAGACCGUGGACACCUCCAAGUUGUGGAUGUUUUAAUCUGCAGCCGUGCAAACUUGAACCAAGGAGACCUUCACGAGAGCAACCCGUUGCAUGCCUCAGCUGCGGCUGGGCACCUAGAGGUGGCACGUUUGCUGGUUGAAGGUCGUGCAGAUUUUCAUCUGGGGAACGUGCAUGAUGUCAGCCCGCUGCACGUGGCGGCAGGGCAGGGACAGGCUGAGGUCGUACAACUUCUGGUGCAGGCUGGCGCGGAAAAGAACAAAGCAAAUUCCUUGGGAGCGACUCCUUUGCGUUGUGCUGCUGAACACGGGCACAGGGAUGUGGUGAGCUUCUUGCUUGACAUGCAUGCAGACAUCAUGAUUGGGGACAACAGCCAGACCAUUCCACUGCAUGCAGCUGCUGCACAAGGUCACCUUCACAUUGCUGAGCUUUUGGUGAGGUUCAAAUCUGAUGUGAACCACCGAAAUCAGGAUGGGAUUACGCCUUUGCAUGCUGCCAUCAGUCGGGGUGACCCUGAUUUGGUCCACUUCUUGAUGGGUUGCAGGGCCCAUCCUGAACAAGCAACCCUCAAGGGAGAUAGGCCUCUACAUGCUGCAGCAGAGCGAGGCCACGCAGGCUUGGUUGACAUCCUUCUGCGAGCGCGGGCAGACGCGAACUGUGCCAACCACGGCGGUUCUUCUCCACUUCAUGCAGCUGCAAGUCUAGGUCGUUUGGAGGCCGCACGGACCUUGGUCCAAGCUGGCGCUGACAAGGAGAUGCCCAACGCCGUAGGGGUAACGCCGCUGCGUGCAGCAGCGCGGCAGGGAAGCUUUGAGAUGAUCUGCCUGUUGGUGGAGGCUGGCGCGAAGCAGGUCUUCUUAGAGGCUGGAUGUGAGGUUGAGCAGGAAUUGCUGGUGACAGUGAUAAGCCUGAAAACAUCUACCCAACCUAAAGAAAUCAAUUAG
Molecule: messenger RNA, 2142 nt
Organism: Durusdinium trenchii
Lineage: Eukaryota; Dinophyceae; Suessiales; Symbiodiniaceae
Source: the annotation of a GenBank genome assembly